GAGCGAGCAGAAGAGGCGCGCGAAGCCUGACCGCCCAGGCAGUCCGCGCCGGACCGCAGGAGGCGAGCCGGUCCGGAGGGGUCCGCGGGCGGGGCGGGACCUGUGCAGCCGGCCAGAUCGGGGGCUUAGUGCCCCUGCCCGCAGCCGCCUGCGAUGAGCGAGGCCAGCCGGGUGUGCUCCGGCUACUACGGCCUCAACCACAGCUUCGUGGAGCCCUUCCAGUGCCCCCGGCGUGGUGAGGGGGCCACCCUCAUCUACUGCUGCGGCUUCGCCGACCUCAAGUACUGCUGCAGCGAGCCCGGCAGCUACUUCCCCUACAAGCACAGCUACAUGUGGAGCCUCAGCAUUGGUGCCCUGACUGGACUGGGAAUUGCUGCCCUUGUUUUACUUGCCUUUGUCAUCAGUGUCUGUGUUCUUUGCUACUUAUUUCUGUAUACAAAGCCUCAAAGAUUAGACACUGGCCUUAAACUUCAGCACUUAGAGGCUGUUUCCACUCAAGAAGGCAACUCAAAUAGAAAAACCAAAGCCCCCAGUUCAAAUGCAGUGUCAAAUUCAACAAAUGAAACAUUCUACGAAGCUGAUGAUAUAAUUCAAGAAAAAACAAUGGAUACGACACAAAUCAACAUUGCUUAUUGUUAAAAAUCCAGUGUUGUAAAAGCUCACUGGAGAGAUGGAGCAAUAAAAAUAAAGAGUGCACUUCAAA
This is a messenger RNA of Hippopotamus amphibius kiboko, 703 nucleotides long. RefSeq names its product shisa like 2B (gene SHISAL2B). The record is from RefSeq and is a predicted model, not a curated record. The transcript has 3 exons. Bases 154 to 639 code for a protein of 161 amino acids. Lineage: Eukaryota; Metazoa; Chordata; Mammalia; Artiodactyla; Hippopotamidae.